AUGAAUUGGUUCAAGCAGCAACUAGCCAACGUCGUGGGCACUGAGGAGCCCGAAUAUGGGCCUUCCGCAGUCCAGCCGGUGACCAAGCAGGAAGUGCCCUACUCUAUCCUGUCCAAGGAUGAUUUGCGGUGGAAGGCAAUGGAGCACACAAAUGUCGAGACCGAGACGUUUUAUUUCUACGCCGACGACGGGACGACCGCUCUUGCUCAAGUCAUUUACAGCAAUGUCGGGGGACUCCAUACCACGGCACAGCUCAACAGCAAAAUCUUCAACUACGAAGGCCCGGGAAAACAUCUCUGGUGCUCAGACCCGCUGAAGGACUAUGGUUUCGACGAGCCGAAGACAAGCUUCUACGCCGACAACGUGGCUUUGGAAAUGAACGAGGCGGGUGACACGUACACAAUCAAGUCUGCCAGAAAUGACAAUUGCAUUGUCAACUUGACGGUUAAGAGAGCAGCGCCGGGAUUCCAAAUUGGUAAAGAUGGCACAACCUAUUUUGGCACCGAUAAAAAAAACCCGUGGGGCUCAAUGCGACACGCUUUCUGGCCGCGGUGCACAGUGACCGGCACCAUGCAGACCCCCUCGAAGACGUACAACUUGGAGGGCAAAGGCACUUAUAUCUACGCUCUCCAGGGGAUGAAGCCACACCACCUGGCAAAUAGGUGGAAUUUUGCCAACGUUCAUACCAAAGACUAUUCGGCCAUCCUCAUGGAAUAUACCACACCUGCCUCUUACGGGAAAACCACGGUUGGCGUUGGUGGCAUCGCCAAAGAUGGCGAAUUGAUAUGCGCCGGCGAAUGUACCGCCGAACAUCUCACUUCCAUGCGGGAGACACCCCACGACUGGCCAGAACCAAGGACGAUAUUGUGGAAGUGGGAUGGCCAAAAGGAUGGCAAGCCUGUUCAUGGUGAGGUCAGGGGCGAACUGCCGGCCAAGUCAGACCGGGUAGAUGUUCUGGCACAUUUGCCCGGCUUCGUCAAAUCUUUCAUUGGUCACGCGACAGGCUUGAAGCCUCACAUCUUCCAAUAUCUAUCAAACGACCAACUCGAGCUGAAAGUCAAGGUUGGCGAUGAGGCAGAGGUCUCCGAGCCCGGCAAAGUCUUGACAGAGGCGACAUUUAUCUCGUAA
Fonsecaea multimorphosa CBS 102226 is the source of this 1128-nucleotide messenger RNA. RefSeq lists its product as uncharacterized. The transcript has 3 exons. The coding region runs from base 1 to 1128 and encodes 375 amino acids. Lineage: Eukaryota; Fungi; Ascomycota; Eurotiomycetes; Chaetothyriales; Herpotrichiellaceae. Gene Ontology annotation, cellular component: cytoplasm. Gene Ontology annotation, biological process: response to oxidative stress. The record is from RefSeq and is a predicted model, not a curated record.